This is a messenger RNA of Phyllostomus discolor (pale spear-nosed bat), 2079 nucleotides long. RefSeq names its product steroid 17-alpha-hydroxylase/17,20 lyase. Gene Ontology annotation, molecular function: heme binding; steroid 17-alpha-monooxygenase activity; iron ion binding. The coding region runs from base 178 to 1704 and encodes 508 amino acids. The transcript has 9 exons. Gene Ontology annotation, biological process: hormone biosynthetic process; progesterone metabolic process. Lineage: Eukaryota; Metazoa; Chordata; Mammalia; Chiroptera; Phyllostomidae. The record is from RefSeq and is a predicted model, not a curated record.
UUCUACGAGAGAGCUUGGACUUGGCUGCAUUCCAGGAUAAACUCCCACAAGGCAAGAGAUAACACCCAGCCAAGGUAAAGAUCGUGACAGCCCUUAAAAAGGCCUCCUUGCCUCUCAGGGUGGCUGCAGCCCUUCCUCUCCGGACCUGUGCAUCCUACCUGCCGGCACCAGGCCACCAUGUGGGAGCUCUGGGCUCUCUUGCUCCUGACCCUAGCCUGUGUUUUUUGGCCCAAGCCAAAACACCCAAGUGGCAAGUACCCCAAGAGCCUCCCAUCCCUGCCCUUGGUGGGCAGCCUGCCAUUCAUCCCCAGAAGUGGCCAUCCGCACGUGAACUUCUUCAAGCUGCAAGAAAAAUACGGCCCCAUCUAUUCUUUUCGUAUGGGUAGCAAGACUACAGUGAUGAUCGGCCACCACCAGCUGGCCAAAGAGGUGCUUAUCAAGAAGGGCAAGGAAUUCUCCGGGCGGCCCCAAGUGACAACUCUAGAUAUCCUGUCAGAUGAGCAAAAGGGCGUUGCCUUUGCCGACUACGGUGACGCCUGGCAGCUGCAUCGGAAGCUGGUGCGGGCCACCUUUUCCGUGUUCAAGGAUGGAGACCUGAAGCUAGAAAAGAUCAUAUGUCAGGAAAUCAGUUCAUUUUGUGACUUCCUGGACACCCAAAAUGGCCAGUCCAUAGAUUUGUCCUUGCCACUCUUCCUGGCGGUGACCAACAUAAUCUGCUUUAUCUGCUUCAACACCUCCUUCAAGAAGGGACAUCCUGCGUUGCAGACCAUACACACGUACAAUGAAGGCAUCAUGGAAUCGCUGGGCCAGAACAGUAUGGUAGACAUAUUCCCUAUGCUGAAGAUUUUCCCCAACAAAACCAUAAAGAUGAUGAAGAACUGUAUGAAAAUGAGAGAUGAUUUGCUGAGUUCAAUCUAUGAGAAACAUAAGAAGAACUUCAGCAGCGACUCGGUCACUAACUUGGUGGACAUACUGAUUCAAGCGCAGGUGAACUCGGUCAAUAACAACACUGGCCCAGACCAGGAGUCCAAGCUGCUCUCGGACCGAUACAAUCUUGCUACCAUAGGGGACAUCUUUGGGGCUGGUCUGGAGACCACCACUUCUGUGGUGAAGUGGACGGUGGCCUUCCUGCUGCACAAUCCUCAGUUGCUAAAGAAGAUCCAGAAGGAGAUUGACCAGAAUGUAGGUUUCAGUCGCACCCCAACUAUCAGUGACCGGAACCACCUCCUUCUGCUGGAGGCCACCAUCCGAGAGGUGCUUCGCAUUCGCCCCGUGGCGCCGACGCUCAUCCCCCACAAGGCUAUCACUGACUCCAGCAUUGGUGAGUUUGCCAUUGACAAGGGCACAAACGUGAUCAUCAACCUGUGGGCACUGCAUCACAGCGAGAAGGAGUGGCACCAGCCGGACCAGUUCAUGCCCGAGCGCUUCCUGGACCCCACGGGGAGCCAGCUCAUCUUGCCAUCGUUAAGCUACCUGCCCUUCGGAGCAGGACCGCGCUCCUGCGUCGGGGAGAACAUGGCCCGCCAGGCGCUCUUUCUCUUCCUGUCCUGGAUGCUGCAAAGGUUUGACCUGGGGGUCUCGGAUGACGGGCAGCUGCCCUCCCUGGAGGGCACCCCCAACGUGGUCUUUCAGAUCGACUCUUACAAAGUGAAGAUUAAGGUGCGCCAGGCCUGGAAGGAAGCCCACGCUGAAGGUAGCACCUAGAAGCCGUAGCCCUGACAGGGAUGUGCAUAAGCUCAAGUUUUUCUUAAGAAGGUCCCUGGCCCUGGCCAUUGUGGCUCAGUUGGUUGGAAUGUGCUCCCGGAAACCGAAUGGUUGCUGGUUCAAUCCCUGGUCAGGGCACGUGCAGGAGGAAAUAUCUCUCUCCCUCAGGGAUGUCUGUCUCCCUCAACAAUGAAAAAAUGUCCUCGGGUGAGGAUUAGAAAAACAAAAGAAGAAGGUCCCUGAGCUUAAUCAUUAUAUUUGUGAAUAUCAUUACAUUAUCCUUCUUUAAAGAAAGUGGGAGGAGGGUCUCUGAGCAGCUCAUGCGUUUAAUUGUUCACUCACUCUUUCAAUAAAUGUUUUAUUAAGCACCUCCUA